This is a messenger RNA of Trichoplax adhaerens, 2886 nucleotides long. RefSeq lists its product as uncharacterized. Lineage: Eukaryota; Metazoa; Placozoa; Uniplacotomia; Trichoplacea; Trichoplacidae. The transcript is spliced from 11 exons. The record is from RefSeq and is a predicted model, not a curated record. Bases 1 to 2886 code for a protein of 961 amino acids.
AUGGAUCAAGAUCUGGCCCCCAAAUUAGAUAACAGUAUUCAUCAUGUUAAUAUAGCUGAUGGCGAUACCAGAUGCUCAAAAGGACUACACCUGGGCAAUGGAUGUAAUGACGCAAGUGAUAAAAUGGACAAAACAUCUUAUCGACGUCUUAAUAAAGUUUCCACGAACUGCAAUUCAUCAACAAAAAUAAUGCCCUUAAAAGCAAAUCAGGAAGAAUGUUUAAAUUUGGUCGUCGAUGAUGAAUUCGAUUGCCAGUUGUUGGAUACUAUCCAAUCGAUGAAAUACGCAGAUGAUAAGAUUAAUACUCUUACCGAUCGAUUUCGUCAUGCUAUUCUUGAGCGCGACGAUUUAAGAGUAGAGUUACAACAAGUCCGUGAAAGCUAUCAAUUUGCUAUUGCUGACUACGAAAAAAGAUUAAAGAAUUUAACGACUGAAUCGCAACAUAGCGUUACAGAAUUACAAGGUACUAUUGCCGAGUUAUCUAGGAAGUUAACCAGGCAGAAUGAAGUAUUGAAAACGACCGAUAGAAAUUAUUCUGACGUUGAUGACGUUGAUACGAACGAUCUUAACGGCAUUAAUAGCGAAUUUUACGACGAUGAAUCAAGUAUAAUAAAUAGUUUUAGCAGAGAGAAUGGAACAUACUUAUCUAAUCUGAGCCGAGUUACCAAUACAGGUACCAAUGCAUCUAGUGGCAACAAAUUUAAGAAGGCUGAUAGUAUGAAAUCAAAAGAGGGAUACAGCCACGGUAAGGCACAUCAAGAUUCAAGUUACUACUACGGACAACACAUUCGAAAUAAUAUAGAAUCACCAAAUUUAAAUUAUGAAAUUAUGGAAAGAACAGAACUUAUAGAUGCAAUGAAGAAUCUCCGUCAAUCCUAUACGGACUUAGCAAAAGAAAAAGAAGACCUCGAGAGGAAAAUACAUUAUUCUAAGAUGAUUGCGUCAGAUCUAAGCCAAAAUGACAUGUCGAUAACCACUGGUGAAAAUUCAAUGAUGAGAACAGCUACUAGCCCUGAUUGGGGUAACGUAACUCAAGAUUCUAGUAGUGUUAUAGCUGCAAGCAGAAAAAAAGAAAUCAAUACUUUCACCACUCAAGAAAAUGCUUGCAAAGAUAAUGGUAGAAAUAUCUUCCAGAGAGUGGAUUCUUUAAAUAAUUCUGGCCACGUAUCCAAUGAAAUGCUAAGAAAUAGCCUUGAAAGUCCAUCAUUUCAAUUGAACGAAAUUCAUUCUAAUGAUGCAAAUUAUUGCGCUGCGAGCAAUAUAAACAAGCGAUUAUCAGCUGGAUUUAGCGAUUAUUUACAGUUUACAGGUGGAGAUAACCACGUUAACGUAGAGAAUGCAACGUCUAAGCAAAAUGACCGACAAGAAAGGAAAAUGUUACAGGAUAGCCCAAUGCAUGGUUUUAUAAACGAAAUGGUUCUCAAAAGAUUUCAGCCUUCUGAACUGGAUUCCAGUUAUUUAAGUGCAUCAAGCAACACUAAAUCGAAUAAUUUGGAUAAUGACAAUGAAAGUAUCGAGGAAUAUUUUUCGCAAUUGCAUUAUAAAGAAUUACUAUUAAUAAUUCACCGUUGCACUAACUACGAGGAAUUAUUUCAUGGCCUAAUGGAUUACGUCGAUAACGUUGUUAAAGCCAAGAUGCAGCAAGCAGUAUCUGAUCAUACGUCCUUAACUACAAAAAUCGAUGAAUUAACGGCUGAUAACAACGCUUUACUCUUGGCCAUUGAAGAGUGUAAAGAAAUUGCAAGUGCUUUGACCGUACUUAAUGGAAAAUACGAAUCAAACUGUGCAAUUCUGAGAUCGGCGUUAGAGUACACAGACAGAUCUUUAGAAAUCUACGAACUUCUAGCCUCAUUAUUUGAAUGUGAUCUGCGCAUCAUGUUAUCCCAAUGUAGAUCGUUAGGCAUCAAAUCUAGCAUGUUAACUUCAUCAGAUAGAAUAAGAUCUUACUAUAAUUUAGAUAAAAGCAGUGAUUACUUGCAGCACUGGGUGGACAGAAGACGAAACAUCGAAGACGCAGCUAUAGUUCUACUGAAAGAUUUCAACGCUGUUAGUGAUAGUAAGACUACAUCGGUUAGUCAAUUGUCGAAUGAAAAUUCAGCGGUAUUCAAUAAUACGUUGAGUAUGGAUGAUCAGAAGAGGUUGAAAUCAUAUGCUAGAAAAUUAAUCGAUAAAAGGACAACGCUUAGAGUAGUACCGCCUAAUGUAGAGCAAAUAUCUAUGGAGGGUAUCUUAAGCACUCUAUCAAAUAAGCUAAAGCAACAUGAUCUCUUAGAUAUUGAUACUGCUGUACAUUUGCUGGAUCACGUAACAAGAAAAGAAGACAUAAUUAAUUUAAAAUACAAAACUAAUAUAUUAGAGAAAGAAAAGAAAAUUUUACAACUGACUUUGGAGAUCUAUCGUGAAAAAGACUACGUCCAUAAUCUGAAGUUGGAACAACUUCUCACAUCCAGUUCCGAUACUUCGUAUAGAAGUAAUGAUCGAAGCUUGGAUAGUGGAGUCAUCGUAAUCGAUGAAAGCAAUAAUUCUUUUCAAAUUGCAAACCCAACAACGAGAGAAAAACAACACAGAAGGCGAACAACACGCUCACCAGAAGACGAACUUAGACAAGCAAAUGUAAUUACUUUAAAUGAAUUCAAAAAAUCUUUAAAGCAAAUUAAAUUAUUAACUGAAACGAAAUAUCAGUAUAAUGACGAAUUGAUAGAAGAUUUAAAAAGAUCUAAUCACGAACUUAUCAACGCCUAUGAUCGUGCAAAGCAAAGAUUAAAACUAAAAAUUAAACUAUUGGAAGACCAGCUGGCAUUAAUCUAUAACAAAAGUCCAAGUCAGGUGGAUAUCUCGAAAACGAAGACAAACACUUUAGAGAAAUUAUUCAGCAUUACAAAAUAA